UUACGAAAAUGGCUUAAAAUGUUUUCAAAAACAACACUGAUACUAUUUUUUAUAGAACUCUUGUUAGCGGUUUCAGAGUCCAAUGGAAAGAAAAAUAUCACUCUGAGUUCAACAGAGCAAAAAGUUGAAGAUACAUCAUCGAACAAACGGCAAUUCAUUUCUAAUAUGUUCCCAUGGCAUUACCGCGCAAUGGUCGAGGCAGGAAGCGAAGAGUGUAAUGUCAACAAAGACUGCCCAGCCGGGAGAUUUUGUGACGUCCAUACAUGCAGGGCUUGUCUACACGCUGGAGCAUCGUGUCAUUUCAUUGGGACCUGUUGUGAGGGAUAUGUCUGCCAAUAUGGGCACUGUACCAAGGGUGUGGAGCAAGGUGAGCCGGGUACAUACUGCGAUAGGACAUCGGACUGCCUCGGCAAGGAGUCGUGUUGUGUUCGGGAAAUUUCGGUCAAUCCACAUACGUCUUUGUGCAAGCCACUGCUAAACGAGUUUGAGUCGUGUGGCCCAAUCAAUUUAUUCCAUCAUGUUUAUGACGGUGGUAUGGUGGAACCAGACUGUGGACCAUGUAAGGUUGGACUGCAGUGUAAGAAUGUAGGAAUAAAAGGACUCCAUUUCAUUUGCCUGAAGGAAGAAGAAGACUGACGCUCUCUCUUACCAAAACGUUGAUAAAACGCUUUUUUCUUAGUAAAAGUAACACACUCGACGUAACUAGUUUAUCACUGAAUCCACGAACCAAAUUCUUUAUUUUGAAAAAAAACAAAAUCAAAUGCUAAAUUCUCUCAUUGUCAGCCGCCUUUAUUUUAUCUGAAAAACGGAACGCCCGCGCGUAUAAGCAAACAGUCAGUCAACCAGUCUAUU
This is a messenger RNA of Orbicella faveolata, 852 nucleotides long. RefSeq names its product dickkopf-related protein 3-like. Gene Ontology annotation, cellular component: extracellular region. Lineage: Eukaryota; Metazoa; Cnidaria; Anthozoa; Scleractinia; Merulinidae. Gene Ontology annotation, molecular function: receptor antagonist activity; co-receptor binding. The record is from RefSeq and is a predicted model, not a curated record. Gene Ontology annotation, biological process: multicellular organism development; negative regulation of canonical Wnt signaling pathway.